Molecule: messenger RNA, 1593 nt
Organism: Drosophila willistoni
Lineage: Eukaryota; Metazoa; Arthropoda; Insecta; Diptera; Drosophilidae
Gene: Coq6
Product: ubiquinone biosynthesis monooxygenase COQ6, mitochondrial
Exons: 1
Coding region: 95-1495 (466 amino acids)
Biological process (GO): ubiquinone biosynthetic process
Cellular component (GO): mitochondrion
Molecular function (GO): 2-octaprenyl-6-methoxyphenol hydroxylase activity; oxidoreductase activity, acting on paired donors, with incorporation or reduction of molecular oxygen, NAD(P)H as one donor, and incorporation of one atom of oxygen; FAD binding
Source: RefSeq, a predicted model, not a curated record
AUAGCAUCUGAAAAUCAAGUGUAACAUUUUGCAAAGCAGUUGAAAUAAAAAUACAACAAAUUAUAAUCCUAGCGUUUCAUAAGCUAACGGGAUAAUGUUCGUUCUAUUGCGCAGGAAUGGAGUGCUGGCGGCAACGCCUAAACUCUGCAGGAUUAGCACCCGCUUGCUGUCCUCCGGCACAGCAACAGAUCGUUCGGAACAUUUUGACAUUAUCAUCGGAGGCGGUGGUUUGGUGGGCACAACAUUAGCCGCUGCUCUGGCCAAGAAUGCCACUUUUGCCACCAAGAGAGUCUUGCUGCUAGAGGGAGCUCCAGAAUUCAAGGGCUUCAAUGCGAGUGGUCCUUACCAAAAUCGUGUGUCGGCUAUCAACAAAAACUCCAUUGAGCUAUUCAAGUCCAUUGAGGUUUGGCCACUGAUUGAGGCGGCACGUUUUAAAUCCGUUAAACAGAUGCAAGUGUGGGAGUCACAUAGUGAUGCCCUCAUCCAUUUCCAAGACAAUAACUUUGCCAGUGAUGUGGCUUGCAUUAUAGAAAACGACUUGAUUCUGGAUGCGGUUUACACACGCUUGAAAGAAGCCACCAAUGUCCAGGUACUGAAUAAGGCCAGGAUUGAGAGUGUGCGGCUACCCAAAGAUGCCCAGGCCAAUACAAAUACUUCCGAGCUUAAAUUACAAGAUGGACGCUCCUUCACUUGCGACCUGCUCAUUGGUGCGGACGGAGCCAAUUCCAUAGUGCGGAAGGAAAUGGGUGUGGAUGUCUUUUCGCUUAACUAUGAGCGUAUGGGCUUAGUGGCUACAUUGGACUUAAGCGACGAUGGUGGCGAUAACUCAGUAGCCUUCCAACGUUUUCUACCCAACGGUCCAGUGGCUCUGUUACCAUUGAGUCCGAAACAGAGUUCAUUGGUAUGGAGUACAUCGGUUUCACAUGCAAAACAACUGCAAGCUCUGCCGCCAGCUGAGUUUGUGGAUGCCCUCAACGAAGCUUUUUGCAGACAGUAUCCACGUGUGGAAUUGGCCGACAAGGCUUUGCAGGCUCUAAAUGCCUUCUUUGGUCACACUUCUGCUCAGAAUCAAUUGCAGUAUCCUCCACGUGUGACUGGCGUCCAGACUGGUUCUCGGGCCACUUUUCCAUUGGGAUUUUUGCAUGCCUCUUCAUAUGUAACCAGUGGUGCCGCUUUAGUGGGUGAUGCAGCUCAUCGUGUCCAUCCGUUGGCUGGCCAAGGUGUCAAUUUGGGAUUUAGUGAUGUACGUUAUCUUGUGGAUACUCUGGCCACUGCUGCCUAUGCUGGUUUUAAGCUUGGUGACAAGCAACAUCUUCUAAAAUACGAACGACAAUGCCUGACCAAGAAUGUGCCAAUUAUGAUUGGAGUCCAUGGUCUUCAUACGCUCUACUCAACUGAGUUUAGCCCUGUGGUAUUGCUGCGAAGUCUCGGUCUGCAAUUGACCCAGAAUUUACCGCCCAUUAAGAAUAUGUUUAUGCGGGGAGCUAUGGGUUAACCGAAAUGAUAUAUCUAAUAUAUACAUCAUCAUAGCUAUUGGGGAUUUUAAGGUUUAAAGUUGACUGUUUUAUAAUAAAUUUAUAAUCACAAGAAAAA